AUGUCUACGCAGGAUAUCACCAAGCCCUACCGCUUCAUGGACCUCCCCACGGAGCUGCGCCUUACGAUCUAUAAGCGCCUGCCCCGCCAGAUCAAGCACACUAAGGCUCGCUACGUGGGUGGGAAAUACCCCUUCCCAGCCGAGAAAGUCGAUUUAACAGUGAUCUUGAUAACACGCCACCUCCCAGUAGCUAUCUUGGGUAUGGGUCGCCAAAUCUGGUUUGAGGCAGACAGUAUUGUCACGGAUCUGGUUCAGACAUCCGUGACAGAGUCGCAGCCCCGCGCCAUAGCUCAUGAGAUCCGUGCGAUGGCGCUUCAAGUACUCACACGAUCGCUUUCAACAGAGUGUGGAGUAUUUCUGGUGUGCCAAACCAAUGGUCAAACAUACCGUGAGAGCGACGUCAUCCAGCGACACCCGGACCUGGCCUCUUAUCCAUAG
Molecule: messenger RNA, 438 nt
Organism: Alternaria rosae
Lineage: Eukaryota; Fungi; Ascomycota; Dothideomycetes; Pleosporales; Pleosporaceae
Exons: 2
Coding region: 1-438 (145 amino acids)
Source: RefSeq, a predicted model, not a curated record